AAGCAAAGUAUCAGAAGCUGUGAGAACAAGUUACCUUCCUGGAACCGUCACCAGCAACUAAUCACGAUCUCAAGCGACUAAACGUCUACUGAACUCUCAACAGUUGACACAUUCAAAAAUGAAAUCUACUUUCUACGUCACUGUUUUAGCGCUUUCCUGGAUAACCUCAUUGGCUUUUGAUGAAGAAUCAACAGCAACAAAUGAGCCUACCUGGAUAACCUCAUUGGCUUUUACUGAAGAACCAACACCAACAAAUGGAGAAGAAAAACCCAAAACAGGUGGCGAUAAAGGAGAAAAAGGAGAGCCUGGAUCUCCAGGUAUAAUCGGAUUGCCCGGUCCAAAAGGAGAUCUCGGACCAAAGGGUGAUUAUGGAGACAAAGGUUCACCAGGUGGGAAAGGGAAGAAGGGUGAUACUGGAGACGCACCACCGUUUAGCAUGAACUGGAAGCAAUGUACUAGGAAUGAGGGUAAUGACAAACGAAACGGAGUAUUGCUCAGUUGCCUCUUCAAAAAAUAUCGUACUGGCACAGCACUACAUGUGGAAUUUGGAGGGACUCUACGAACAAUGCUCAACGAAGUGAAGCCUGUGGUUUGCGCUCGAUGGUACUUUACAUUUGAUGGAGAAGAAUGCCAACCGCCAAUUGAUGGGGUUGUGUUUGAGGGACAAAGAGGCAAUUCACAUUAUCCACACCAAAUCGGUGGGUUUUGUCAGAAGACGAUGGCAGACAAAGACAUCACAAAAGGUAUGGUUAACAUCGAGUUUCGAAUUGGGAAGUGUCAUCAUUAUAGCCGACAAGACGAAGGCAUCACUUAUCUUGGCUUAGAUUCUGUCUCACGAGUAAUAAUCACAGAAGUGCCACCACCUCAAAAGUAAAGUUGGGUUGUGAACUCCUGUAUGACUGAUGACUUUUGUGCUAGUUAGCUACACACAGCAAAGCAUAGUUUCUACGUAUCUAGCUGUCUGCCAUUUACUGUUUGUGUUCAUUAUUUCAAUAAGCAGUUAGAUUAUGCAUCUUGCUGAUUAGUGGCAUAAGCAAACGCUGUUGCAAUUUGAAAUGCAGUCAAAACUCAUACUUGUCUCUCAAUGCUGCUGCUUGGUGGGCAAUAAUAUUUUCUCCAUUCAGUUGCAUCCUAAUCAAGUGUGCUGUAUAUUCUAUAUUUCUUUCAAUAUGUGAAAAUUAAAGUU
Corticium candelabrum is the source of this 1186-nucleotide messenger RNA. Its product is annotated as collagen triple helix repeat-containing protein 1-like. The record is from RefSeq and is a predicted model, not a curated record. The transcript has 4 exons. Bases 119 to 874 code for a protein of 251 amino acids. NCBI's taxonomy places the organism in Eukaryota, Metazoa, Porifera, Homoscleromorpha, Homosclerophorida, Plakinidae.